Molecule: messenger RNA, 1023 nt
Organism: Phaeodactylum tricornutum CCAP 1055/1
Lineage: Eukaryota; Bacillariophyta; Bacillariophyceae; Surirellales; Neidiaceae
Product: phosphoglycerate mutase
Exons: 3
Coding region: 2-922 (306 amino acids)
Biological process (GO): glycolytic process
Molecular function (GO): intramolecular phosphotransferase activity
Source: RefSeq, a predicted model, not a curated record
CAUGAUGUUACGAUCGCUGGUAUUGGCACUGUCUUGGACAGUGGCUUCGGCCUUUACGCACCAGAGUACCUUUUGGGGCCGCACGGCGGCGACGAACAGUCGAAUCCUAUCCCUAUCUCCACCAACAGAUGCUUCGUCGUCAGCGCUGUGUAUGAAGUACACGCUAGUGUUGGUUCGUCACGGAGAGUCGACUUGGAACAAGGAAAAUCGAUUCACUGGUUGGGUUGACUGCCCCUUGAGCGAGGCCGGUGAAGAGGAAGCCCACAAAGGAGGACAGCUUUUGCGAGAGGGGGGCUAUCACUUUGACAAGGCCUACACCUCUACUUUAAAAAGAGCGAUCAAAACGCUAUGGAUUGUGCUCGAAGAAAUGGAUCUCAUGUACCUCCCCAUUACUAAUAAUUGGCGACUGAACGAACGUCACUACGGAGCCUUACAGGGCCUAAACAAGCAGGAAACUGUCGAUAAACACGGUAAGGAUCAGGUGUUGGAGUGGCGGCGGUCGUACGAUAUUCCACCACCAGAUAUUGAUGAAGAUUCGGAGUACUUUCCCGGCAACGAUCCCAUGUACAAGGAUGUGCCGAAAGAAGACUUGCCAAAGGCCGAGUCGUUGAAGCUGACGGAAGAGCGCUUUAUGAGCUGGUGGGAAGAUACGCUAGUUCCCGAAAUCAAAUCGGGCACAAAAAUUCUCAUUGCGGCUCACGGGAACACACUCCGGGCCUUGGUCAAGCACUUGGACAAUAUUUCCCCCGAAGAUAUCACCGGUCUGAAUAUUCCGACAGGCGUUCCGCUCGUUUACGAGCUGGACGAAGAACUCAAACCUAUUCCGCACAAGGAUGCGAUUGCGCCGUUAUCAGGACAUUAUUUGGGAGACCAGGAGGAAGUUCGAAAUCGCAUUGGAGCCGUUGCAGCGCAAACGAAAUAGUCAAACAAGGAAAAUAUAUUUCGCAUUUUGUCUGUGGCUGUUAGAACUCCAUUUACAGCUGCUGAUCAAACUAAAUCGUUAAACAAGGAAAGUUUUCCUAG